GAUUUGGAUUUGAAACAAUCGGAUCGGACCGGUUUUCGAUUUUCAUAAAACGGAUUUUUAACAGUUCGGUUCCCUUUCGGAUCAAUUCGAAACAAUGGACUUUAACGAUUCGGAAACUGACAGCCGUAACAAAUACCCUAUUCAAACUUUCAAAGUGUAACAGUCUCUCCAACGAAUUAAAAAAGAUUACACAAUGAAAAAUUUCUUAAAAAUAUAAAUUAAUUAAAACUCGUAAAUAAAAAUACAAAUAUUACGCUUUUUAUCUUCAUCUUCUUCCCCACCACCUGUGACAUCUCCUGCAAACUCAAUACAUCCCUUUCUCUCUCCUCUAACUCAAAGAUUGCUUUUUUUUUUUAAGAAAUUUUUAAAAUACAUUAGUUUUUUGUUUUUUUUAAAUAAAAUUAAAUUAACCCAUCUUCCAAAAAAACCCGAUUUAAUCAUGAUUUAAUCUCCAUUAAAGCCCCAGAAAGAGCUUCAACCCAAAUCCUCAGAUCCCAAAAAUUAAAAAUAUGUCAAUAAAAAAAGACAUGAUUUUUAUAGGAUCAUUAAUAAUACUAUGGUAUUCAUCAAAUAUUGGGGUAUUAUUAUUGAACAAAUUACUUCUCUCAAAUUAUAAAUUUGGGUUUCCAAUAUUCCUAACAAUGUGCCACAUGUCAGCUUGUGCUUUUCUGAGUUACAUCUCCAUUGUUAUACUGAAAAUAGUUCCAUUACAAAGAGUAAAAUCAAGAUCACAAUUUCUUAAAAUUGUGACUUUGAGUAUUGUUUUUUGUGGGUCAGUUGUUGGUGGUAAUGUAUCUUUGAGAUUUCUUCCUGUUUCCUUCAAUCAAGCUGUUGGUGCUACGACGCCGUUUUUCACUGCUUUGUUUGCUUAUUUGAUCACUUUCAAGAGAGAAGCUUGGGUCACUUAUGCUUGCCUCGUUCCUGUUGUUACUGGUGUUAUUAUUGCUAGUGGGGGGGAGCCAAGUUUUCAUUUGUUUGGAUUUAUUAUGUGUAUAAGUGCCACUGCAGCGAGGGCUUUCAAAUCUGUUCUCCAGGGCAUCCUACUCUCUGAUGAAGGGGAAAAGAUGGACUCGAUGAACUUGUUGCUGUAUAUGGCCCCAAUUGCAGUUGUCGCCUUAAUUCCUGCUGUGUUUAUAAUGGAACCCACUGUAUUAGAAGUCUUUGCUUCUGUGGGAGAUCAGCAUAAGUUCAUGUUUAUAAUUCUUAUACUGAACUCAACCAUGGCUUAUGCAGCCAAUUUGUCCAACUUCUUGGUGACUAAGUAUACAAGUGCCCUAACUCUCCAGGUAUUAGGCAAUGCAAAGGGUGCAGUGGCUGUCGUUAUCUCAAUACUUAUUUUCCAGAACCCAGUUACCGUGAUUGGUAUUGGUGGUUAUACAAUGACUGUUCUUGGAGUAAUUGCUUAUGGAGAGACAAAGCGGAGAUUCAAGUAAUACAUUCUUUAUUUAUUUAUUAUCAUCUUAAAUAGGAAGAUUGAUUAGCUAGGUAUUUACACAUAACUAUAUUUUGUCAAUUGUUUCGGGUUUAACCCCUUGUAUGUUAGUAGCAUAUCUUGAGUAGAGUGGAGCAGUAUUUGUUCACAGAGAGGUCAAAACAGAGGUUAUAAUUCUGUUUUUUGUACUUAUUCUGCUCACCAGGCAAAUCAGCUUAAGAAAAUUA
Messenger RNA from Chenopodium quinoa (quinoa), 1659 nucleotides. Its product is annotated as UDP-URONIC ACID TRANSPORTER 1-like. Lineage: Eukaryota; Viridiplantae; Streptophyta; Magnoliopsida; Caryophyllales; Amaranthaceae. The record is from RefSeq and is a predicted model, not a curated record. Gene Ontology annotation, cellular component: Golgi apparatus. The coding region runs from base 510 to 1433 and encodes 307 amino acids. Gene Ontology annotation, molecular function: antiporter activity. The transcript has 4 exons.